GCGGGCAAAAAGCAACAAGUCUCCCGCGAUAGGAGAGAGGCAGGCGGGUGGGAGGGAGGAGAAGGGAAGGAAGGCGGCUCUCCCUCUUCCCGCACUGGAAACACGCGGAGGGGCAGCUUCUGCUCACGCUGCAACGCACGUGUCACUCUCCGCGCGCCCAAGCAGGACCAUGCCCAAGAAAGGAGGGAGACGAGCUGCAACAGAGAAGGAACAAGGUUUGCCAUGUAAACAAGCAAAAGUGGAAGCAACCUGCCCUUGGCUUAUGAAAUGUGACCGUCCAGAGAGCGUAUUUGAAAGUUUGAUCUCUCCUGUCAAACAAGAUGAAUUUUUCAGAGAAUAUUGGGAGCAGAAGCCAUUGCUGCUUCAGAGAGAGGAGCCUUCUGUGGCAUUGUACUACCAAUCUCUUUUUCACUUAACUGACCUGAAAGACAUGGUCAAAGAGGGUUUGUACUAUGGAAGGGACAUUAAUGUCUGCAGAAGUAUGAAUGGGAAAAAAAAGAUUUUUAACAAAGAUGGCAAAGUCAGCUAUGAACAGCUGAAGAAAGACUUUGACCAGAAAAAGGCCACAAUACAAUUUCACCAGCCCCAGAGAUUUAAGAAUGAGCUCUGGAGAAUCCAGGAGAAGCUGGAAUGCUACUUCGGCUCAUUGGUUGGCUCUAACGUUUACAUUACCCCUCCGGGGUCCCAAGGCCUGCCACCACACUACGAUGAUGUUGAGGUGUUUAUCCUACAGCUGGAAGGGAAGAAGCACUGGCAACUCUAUAAGCCUACUGUACAUUUAGCUCAAGAAUACAACACUGAGCCCGAGGAGAAGAUAGGGGCUCCAACACACGACUUCAUAUUAAAGCCAGGAGACCUGCUAUAUUUCCCAAGGGGGACCAUACAUCAAGCUGACACACCUCCUGGGAUAUCGCAUUCUACUCAUGUGACCAUCAGCACCUAUCAGAACAACUCUUGGAGAGAUUUUUUGCUGGACGUGGUUCCUGGACUAGUGUUGGAUACGGCGAAAGAGGAUGUUGACUUUCGGAAGAGCAUUCCAAGGCAGUUGCUGAUGAAGGUGGAUUCGUCUGAUUCAUCCAAGCAAUUAAGUGGCUUCCUGAGAUGCCUUGCAGACCGUCUGGAAAAUGGUAGAGAAUUGAGGUCAUCCGACAUGAAAAAAGACUUCAUUAUGAACAGAUUGCCUCCUUUCUUGGGGGCUAGCUUUGACUCUCUGGCUCCAGGUGGAGCACUACCAAAAAUAGACAGUACAAUCAGGUUACGGUUUAAAGACUACACAGUAAUUACAGUGGAACCAGACCUUUUGGAAGAGUCUCGCAAAGAAAUGGUUUUUGUCUAUCACUCUUUAAAGAACAAGAGGCAAGCCCAUAUGAUGGGAGAUGAGGAUAUGAAUGAGGAUGGAAUAGCAGAGACUCAUGGGUUACGAUUUCCGCUCUCGCAUAUGGAUGCGCUGAAGCAAAUUUGGAGCGGUAACGCUGUCCAUGUUAAAGAACUGAAUCUGACUUCAGAUGCAGAAAAAGAGAACUUGGUGGUAUCAUUGUGGAGUGAAUCGCUCAUUGAAGUAGUCUAGAGGCAUGAUCCAGCCAAAGUUAAGUACUCAUAAUUUUCUUAGAUGUUUCUGGGAAAAUCAAGUGUGCCCUUAAAUUAAAAUGGAAGGGACCUAAGGCACGAGCCAGCCAAAGUUGAAAGUGCUUAAAUCUGCCAUUGCACAGAAACAGCAAAAUGUUACCUCGGGCAUACAAAGGCUUUUUACAUAGUUUUUGUAUGCGUAGCGAGUAAGGGUAUUACU
Molecule: messenger RNA, 1786 nt
Organism: Lacerta agilis (Sand lizard)
Lineage: Eukaryota; Metazoa; Chordata; Lepidosauria; Squamata; Lacertidae
Gene: RIOX2
Product: ribosomal oxygenase 2
Exons: 11
Coding region: 170-1567 (465 amino acids)
Cellular component (GO): nucleolus
Molecular function (GO): histone H3K36 demethylase activity; histone H3K4 demethylase activity
Source: RefSeq, a predicted model, not a curated record